This is a messenger RNA of Plectropomus leopardus (leopard coralgrouper), 1932 nucleotides long. The record is from RefSeq and is a predicted model, not a curated record. Lineage: Eukaryota; Metazoa; Chordata; Actinopteri; Perciformes; Serranidae.
UGCAGUGACCUCAGUGAGGUCACAUGAGAAUGGGAGCAGGUAGGAGUAGACCAGAAUUUUCUCUUUGAUAAUAAUGUAAGAAGCUCCUUCAGUGCUUCUUUCAAGGCCAUGUUCAUCAUUGGCUUUUGCUUGCUUGAUGCUUACCGUUUCAUAUUGUGGCUUUUCUUCAAUUUUCCAACCAUGUUUUUGAAAAUCUUUCACACCACAUUUUCUUUCUCUCGUCUUCCCUUCAUGUGGUUGUCUCUCCUGACCCUUCUCUCAGAAGGACGAUGCGACGUAUGCGCUGUCGCUCCAGGACAAUCUGUCUGUCCUUGGCCUUCAUCACCAUUUUCCUCCACCUCCUCCUGGCGUUUGUCUCUCUGCCCAUUUACUAUCAGCCCUGCGACCCCCUGCUGCCACCCAGGACACACAUCCUGAGAGACCUGGCACUCAAUGGCUACACCUCUGUGGGGAUCAGUGGUCCGGCUGAGUCACCAACCGAUGCCCAACGAAAAGAUUAUUCCGAUAAAGAUGCCAAUAAGGAUGCCAAAGGUCAUGUGCAAACACCUUCUGCGGUGGAGUCUGGGCUCUCAAAACUGGAGGCGCUGUUUGACCAUCCUCUUUACAAUAUGCCCAGCCCUCCCAUCCCCGAGGACGACUGGCUGCUGAAAAUGAAACCAAAGAUCAAGGAGAGCGAGAAGAGCUCCCUGAUGUGGGUGAGUGGCAGUCAGGAAGGCUACGAGAACGUGCAGUGGAACAGCAGCAGCACCAGCCACCCUCCUUGGCUACGCUUCCACCUGGGCAUCUCACGCUGGCAACUAUACCCCCAUCCUGACCCCAACAUGGAGUCGCUGACCCAGCAGCUCGCCACGCACCGCAUCGUCAGUGCAGUGCAGAAGUCUGGAGGGACGCAACUGAAGCUGGUGAUGUCAUUUCCCAACUAUGGACAAGCCAUGUUCAAACCCAUGAAGCAGGAGAGAGAUGAAGAAACCAACUACGACCUGUAUUACUUCUCAGAUUUCGAGAGACACAAUGCAGAAAUUGCAGCUUUUCACCUGGACAGGAUUUUGGGUUACAGGAGAGUCCCACCAGUGGUUGGGAGGCUGGUCGAUGUCGUCAAGGAGAUCAAAGAUGUCACCACAGACCGCAAGCUGGCCCGAACCUUUUUCUCCUCCCCUGUGGGUAGUGUGUGUUUCUACGGUCAGUGCACCUACUACUGUUCGACAGAGCACGCUGUGUGUGGCCGCCCCAGAGACCUCGAGGCCUCCUUGGCUGUCAUGCUGCCCGAUCUCUCCCUGGCGGUCCGCAGGAGCUGGAGAUCCCCCUGGAGACGCUCCUACAGCCGCAGCAAGCUGGCAAAGUGGGAGACAGAACCAGACUACUGUUCAACGGUGAAAAAGACGCCACCAUACAACAAAGGCACCAGACUGGUGGACUUCAUGGAUUUGGUCAUACUGGACUUCUUGAUGAGUAACAUGGACAGGCACCAUUAUGAAACUUUUGAGAAGUUUGGCAACAAUACUUUCCUAGUACACCUUGACAACGGGAGGGCAUUUGGACGUCACUCCAAAGAUGAGCCUUCCAUCCUCGUCCCUCUGGAGCAGUGUUGCAGAAUCCGCCGCUCCACCUGGCUACGGCUGCGUCUGCUGUCCCUGCCACAGUAUCGUCUCAGUGAUGUCAUGAGGACCUCGCUCUCCCAAGAUCCUCUUCACAGUGUGGCUCCAUUGCUGUCAGAGCCCCACCUCGCUGCUCUGGAUCGCCGCUUGAAAACUGUGCUGGAGACUGUAAGUCGUUGCCAAAAGACACCGAGUGAGGACAGUGGUGAUGAUGUCAUUUAUGACGACAUUUCCAACUUUAAAGACAUGGUCACACCUGCGGGGUAGGACAGUCUGCACCUCUUAUAUGUUACAAUAUCAAUGUAUAUGAUUGCAUAUCACACUGGUACGUGCAAAA